AUGCUGCAGAGCCCGGAGUGCCCCCGGCCCGGCCCGACGCCCCCCAAGACCCCGUUCCACAUCGAAGCGCUGCUGGCCCGGGAGCCGCCUCGCCGCGGCCCCGCCGUCCCCGGGAGCCCCGGGCUGGUGGCCCCGCGCUGGCCCCCGGCGGGACCGGGACCGGGACCCGCACCCGGAGUGGCCACGGCUGCACCCCCGGUACCGGCGCUGGGGCCGCUGCCCGGAGCCUGGGGAUGGGGCUGGGGCUGGCCCGGUGCAGGUCUGGAGUUGUCUCACUGUGUCGGGACCAACUCGCUGGGUCCUGCUGGGCCUUGGAGGUCGGGGGGGCCCUGCAAGAUGAAGAGAGUCCGCACAGUCUUCAAACCAGAGCAGCUGGAGCGACUGGAGCAGGAGUUCCUCAAGCAGCAGUACAUGGUGGGCACGGAGAGGGUGGACCUGGCUGCAACUCUGCACCUCACAGAGACCCAGGUCAAGGUGUGGUUCCAGAACCGGAGGAUCAAGUGGAGGAAGCAGAGCAUGGAGCAGAAGGCAGCAAAGCUGUCGCAGUUCGGGGUGAUCCAGCCUGCGAGCGCCGACUCCACGGACAGCAAGGACCACGAGGAGGACACUGUGGACGUGGAGCUUUGAACAGCCGAGGAGAUUGGGCCGGGUUUUGAUGCCUGGGGACGUUUCUGUGCUGCUUUGGUCUAAGCAAGACUGAUCUGAGAGCUGGAGUUACAGGACUAAACUGCAGCUGGCUGGAAGGAGCCCCCGAAUUUCUUUGGCUGCUGUUUGGUAGCCAC
Molecule: messenger RNA, 782 nt
Organism: Sturnus vulgaris (Common starling)
Lineage: Eukaryota; Metazoa; Chordata; Aves; Passeriformes; Sturnidae
Source: RefSeq, a predicted model, not a curated record